Batrachochytrium dendrobatidis JAM81 is the source of this 2628-nucleotide messenger RNA. RefSeq lists its product as uncharacterized. The record is from RefSeq and is a predicted model, not a curated record. Gene Ontology annotation, biological process: regulation of DNA-templated transcription; DNA-templated transcription. Gene Ontology annotation, molecular function: DNA-binding transcription factor activity, RNA polymerase II-specific; zinc ion binding; DNA binding. The transcript is spliced from 5 exons. Gene Ontology annotation, cellular component: nucleus. NCBI's taxonomy places the organism in Eukaryota, Fungi, Chytridiomycota, Chytridiomycetes, Rhizophydiales. The coding region runs from base 1 to 2628 and encodes 875 amino acids.
AUGAGUGCUGUUACCGACAACGAAGGGUUUUUCGAAGAGAAUGAAGGAGUCGACGCUGAAAAUAUAUCAAACGAUUUUAAGAAACAACGUUCUUCAAAGGCAUGCGACAAGUGCAACAAAAGGAAAGUCAAGUGUGAUGCCGAAAAAUAUAUUCCAUGUUCAAACUGUGUCAAAUCUGGCAGUGUGUGUCUUCGCUCUCGUCCUUUGAAAAAGCGUGGUCCUCGACCAGGUUAUAUCAGUAUGUUGGAAAAUAGACUCGUUGGUCUUGAAAGCAUGCUAAAGUCUCGACAAGCUCCAGGUACUGAAACUCUAUCAUUAGAACCACAAUCGUCGUUCUUAAAGCGAGCAAGGUUGACACCUCCCGAUAUAUCUUCGACAAGGGAAAACGAUCAUCAUAAGGGCUCGGAUGAUAUUUCAAUACCAUCUGUUAAUCUAAAUCUACAUAAUGGCAAUAUCCAUCUACCAGCAUUGCAACCCACUUCUGGGUGUUCGUAUUCUACACCACCCACUUCAUUUUCAAUACCUUCUGUAACUUCCCUACCUUUGACAACUGAUAAUACUUUGCCUUCUACAAUCAACAAACCCACAUCUGUUGGACAAUUUGCUUCGUCAAAACCCUUGCUCGCUGAAUCACUUGCACCACAUUAUCAACUAUUCAAGCCAAAGCCUAUGUUGGAAUCAAAGUCCAUGUACAGUACCCUAUUAUCAUAUGUGAAUCGAUCAGAGCCUUUGGCCCUUCACAGCUCAGAUUCUACAGCCUUUCAUGGAUCUGAGCCUCUAUCUUUUCAUGGCCCAGAUUCUGCUUGUAUCCAUAAUUCAGAGCCUUAUCUUAGUCCCGAGGUGCGCGAAGCAGUAUUGAAGUUGUUCUUUCAAAACAACCUUCAAUGGCAUUCGUAUUUACCCGAAAACUACGUGCGUGAGCAAAUUGAUAUGAGCCGAUUUCUUUUCUAUUCAAUCUUUUGUAUGACCUUGACACAAUCACCUCCUGAAAUUCGGACCCCUGAGCUUGUCAACCUUGUCAACCUACUGUUUCAAGUCUUGUGUGAUAUGCUGACAAAGGAACUAGAUAAUCCUACAGUAAUGACGGUGUUGUCACUGGUUAUGAUGUGUGCAUUUGGAAUAGAAACAGGACGAGGAAGCGCAUCUUGGCUGUAUCUUACAAUGGCAGUCCGUAUUUCACUCGACUUGCAGCUCAACAAAGAAUGCUCGUCAGGCUCUGACGAAUCAUUUUCCAUCAGAUCAGUAAGACGCAAUGUGUGGUGGAUCUGCUAUAUUUGUGAUCGCUACUAUGCAGCUGGAAUCGGGUCGUCACUGCUGAUCAAGGACGAAGAUUGUCAAGUAAAACUUCCAAAAAGCGAUAUGGAUGUGAAUAACCAGUUUGAUCAAGAGUUGCACAGAUUUGGCGAAGAUGCUACAUUGCAGAUUGCUAUCAUGUCAAGUCGCGAAUGGUAUGUUCCAGCAAUACCAAACAUGGGUCUUCGUGCCUAUCUAUUACUGCUUUUGAAGAUUUAUGGCAAAGUAGCCGAGUAUGAGAUGCACUUGGAUGAUCCUAUGCCAGCUCGCACAGAUGUUGAAAACGAGUAUUGUCUUGCAGCACUGAAUGCCUCGCUGUGUGAUUGGCUAGCAUCGUUGCCUUCAUAUGCCAAGGACAUUACUGGUCAAUUGCUCGAGCAUGAUGUAUAUGGAGACCGUUCAGUUCCAGCCAUGGUGCAAUACCUUCACAUGCUAUACAAUUGCGUUGUCAUUACUCUUCACAGAUCAAAAAUGAUGCGUAAUAUCCAAACAUUAGGAUUUUCUACUGCUUCAUCUCUUACAUCAUUCAAACUUUGUAUGAGCGCGGCCAAUUUAAAUGGGAUUUUGAUUGCUCGUAUACUUGCCAAAAAUCCACUUCUUACACAUGUGGUUUCAUAUGCAUCUCAUUGUCUCUAUAUAUCUGGUACGGUCCAUGUCACAUGUGUAAAACUAUCCACAGAUUCGUCCAUGUGUAAUCUUGCACGAGAGAAUUUGCGAAUGCAUAUUCGAGCAUUAAGGCGAAUUGCGCAAUGCAUUUCUACUGCAGUGCCCCGCUUAAACGAACUUCUUUCGUCAUGUCAAUCGAUUGAAGGGAUUUUGUCAGAGGAUAUUGAUCUUGCUCAUUUGAAUGUACCAUCAUCAACUGGCCUACAGGGCCCUACCACUUCGUUGGGUCAAGAUUCGUCGCCUUUGGUUUUCAAUGCCCGCCAUCCAGAAAGCCGAUUGCCAAGUCAUGAACAGUCUAGAGACACUACACACGCAUAUUUAAACCAGCAAGUGCAUCACGAUCAGCAUAUUUAUAAUUUAGAGUCUCAUGCAUCACCAACCUCGUAUAUUCAUGACCAACAAGAUACCAACCAACAAUUACGCAAAUUUCAACAUCAAAAGACUGACAAAACAUCGCAUGAUAACUUUAAUACAAUUACGUAUGGCAACUCGCAGUCCAAAAUUGAUUCCUAUUUUUAUUACGGAGCAGAAUUGCACGACCAAGGUAAAAAUGAAAUGAUGUCUAUCGUGAGUGGAUUUAAAACACAGACAUCGCAAAUGCCACCUUGCACACAAGUUCAGGGUGCGUUUGAUCCAUUGAUGGACUUUGCCUGGAAUGAAUUAAAGUGA